Panicum hallii is the source of this 2463-nucleotide messenger RNA. RefSeq names its product protein FAR1-RELATED SEQUENCE 5-like. Gene Ontology annotation, molecular function: zinc ion binding. Bases 121 to 2463 code for a protein of 780 amino acids. Gene Ontology annotation, biological process: regulation of DNA-templated transcription. The transcript is spliced from 4 exons. Lineage: Eukaryota; Viridiplantae; Streptophyta; Magnoliopsida; Poales; Poaceae. The record is from RefSeq and is a predicted model, not a curated record.
GAUGGGAAAGUUAGGUCUUGCAGAUAUGUUUGUGCAAAUGAGGGGCAUAGAAAGAAAGAUAAAAGGGAUCAUCUAACAAAGUGUCCAAGAGCUGAAACUAGAACUGAUUGUCAGGUUCGCAUGGGUCUUAUAAUGGACCGGGAGAAGGAAACUUAUAAAGUUGCUGAUUUGAUUUUGGAACACAAUCACAUGCUUCAGUUGCCACAAACCUCGCACUUGAUGGUGUCUCAAAGAAAAAUUUCAGAGUUACAAGGUUUUGAAAUUGAAACAGCUGACGAUGCAGGAAUUGGGCCCAAAGCAGCACAUGAGUUGGCGUGUGUGCAAGUUGGUGGUUCAUCCAAUCUCAGUUAUACUCUUCGUGAUCACAAGAAUUAUUUACGGGCCAAGCGCCAGCGAGAGAUGGCAUAUGGUCAAGCAGGAAGCAUGCUUAUGUAUUUUCAAGAUAAAAUUGCUGAGAACCCUUCAUUUCAAUAUGCAUUGCAGAUGGACAUAGAAGAACAAAUAGCAAAUAUAUUUUGGGUUGAUGCUAAAAUGCUCACUGACUAUGCAUAUUUUGGUGAUGUUGUCAGUUUUGACACUACUUUUGGAACAAACAAGGAAAGUAGAUCUUUUGGUGUAUUUGUUGGGUUCAAUCAGUUUAGAGAAACAGUGGUUUUUGGUGCCGUUCUCUUAUAUGAUGAGACAUUUGAGUCCUUCAAGUGGUUAUUUGAGACUUUCCUCAAAGCACAUAAUGGCAAGCAACCAAAAACAAUUUAUACUGACCAAGAUUUUGCAAUGGGAAAAGCAGUUAAGGAAGUGUUUUUAGAAGCAUGGCAUGGCUUGUGUACUUUUCACAUUAUGCAAAAUGCUGUCAAACAUCUAGCUGAACCCGAAGAUGAAGAUGAAGGCAGCAAGAAAGACCCCAAACAUGUAGAUGACGAAGGCAGUGAGGAAGAACUAAGUAUUCUCUCCGACUUUAGUGCAUGUAUGUAUGAGUAUGAGGAUGAGGCUACAUUUGAACAUGCAUUUCAGCUCAUGAGGACAAAGGCGAGCAAGCAAACUUGGUUGAAUAGUAUAUACAAGGUGAGAGAGAAAUGGGCUGAAUGCUAUAUGCAGGAUGUUUUCACAUUGGGGAUGAGAAGUACGCAAUUGAGUGAGAGUCUGAAUAGUGAGCUGAAGAGACAUUUCAAAUCUGACUUCGAUAUCAUUAGAUUUCUUAAGCAUUUCGAAAGGGUGGUGGCAGAUAAAAGAAAAAAAGAGUUGGAUGCUGAAUUUGAAUCAAGGAGAAAACAGCCUAGAAUAAAAGUGAAGACACCUGUGCUACUCCAAGCAAGCAAGCUUUACACACCAAUUAUAUUUGAAGCUUUUCAAGGUGAAUAUGAAAGGUCACUGGUAGCAUGCACCACAAUAUUGGAAGGCAAUAAUGAAUACCUUGUAGCAAUUGGGAGCCUUGAUGAAAAUUUUACUUGCUUUGAGAAGGAGUACAAAGUUACCGGUGAUCCUUUAAAGCAGACCAGUACAUGCAGUUGUGGGCAGUUCAAUAGAUUUGGAAUAUUGUGUGGCCAUGCUCUAAAAGUCCUUGAUUUGAUGAAUAUCAAAUCACUCCCUGCACAAUAUGUAUUGAAGCGAUGGACACGGGAGGCACGUUGUGGAAUCGUACAAGACAAUGAAGGUCGAAACAUAAUAGAGAAUACAAAAUUAGAUGAUAUGCUUCGUUACAAAGAUAUGACUCGCAGAUUUCUCAAUUUAGCACUCCGAGCAGCCAGCAAUCCAGGUUGCACUUUGUUAGUAAACAACACCCUUGGUGUGCUUAGCAAGCAAGUUGAAGAAGAAAUCAAUGGCUGCACUGAUAAUGUGCAACCUGUCACUGUUCCAAUAAAUGUUGCUCCCCCAAGUGAUUUGGUGAGCACUGCACGUCUAAAGAAAAAAGAGGUGCAAACAAAAACCUGGAAGCGCCAAAAAACAUGGCUUGAUAAGAAACGCAAAUUUACAAAGAAGGGAAGUAAGAAAAAGGGACAAGGCUCAAUGGAACAAGAAAAUAUAAAAGUGUCAUCUGUUGAUGGUGUACCAGUACAAAAUAUUUCCACUAGUACAUCUCUACCCAAGGAAGGGAUGUCUGAAGCAUACAUGACCAUCAAUACAUUCUCUCAACUAUUAACGCCAUAUGAGUUUGCAGGCGGAGCUGGAGAAACGUGCUGCCACAUCGGCGAGCCGGAGGAGGAGCGGCGCGUCAUGGCCAGGAGGCUGCAGCGCCUCCUGCGGAGGAUGGCCGACGAUAGGCGUCGGACGCUAGAGGCCGCUGCCACCCUCAGGGAGGAGCACCGGCACCGCCUCCUGCCGGAGCCCGCCGACGCCAAGCUGGAGCGCGAACUCGGCAACACCCGCCAGUCUUCGCCGAGGUGGAGCUGCUGCGCCGCUGCGGAUGCGGUAGGAGAUGGAGGAGGAGCGCCAGAUGCUGCAGAUGGCCGAGGUCUCCGACGCUGA